Molecule: messenger RNA, 455 nt
Organism: Soboliphyme baturini
Lineage: Eukaryota; Metazoa; Nematoda; Enoplea; Dioctophymatida; Soboliphymatidae
Source: the annotation of a GenBank genome assembly
AUGUUCCAGGUGAAUACGUGGGAAAGAAUGACAUUCAAUGCGUUCAUGCACCCUCGAAACUUGUACAAACACAAUCGACCCAACUUCGCAGAACUGGCACAGAUGGAUCCGGAGUUCAAGAAGCACUGCCGUGUGGGGCUCGACGGAAUGCUGACGCUCGAUUUCAAAGAUCCGCAGGCCGUCAGAGCUUUGACGUUGGCAUUGUUGAAGAAGGAUUUCGAUUUGGAAGUUGAUUUCCCUUUGGAUUCCCUUGUCCCUCGUGUUCCUCUUCGCCUGAAUUAUAUUUUGUGGCUCGAAGACAUCGUCAAGGAAAACAAAUUUGCCCCUGACGCUGACGACCAGAUUUUCGGAAUUGACAUUGGUAAUUUUUCGUUCGAUCAUGUUUACAUUCCAUCAGUGUUCUGUCAACUAUUCACCUUUUCUCGACUUCUAAACCAUUAUAACAUGGCCUAAAG